Molecule: messenger RNA, 1146 nt
Organism: Caenorhabditis bovis
Lineage: Eukaryota; Metazoa; Nematoda; Chromadorea; Rhabditida; Rhabditidae
Source: the annotation of a GenBank genome assembly
AUGGUUCUCACUUCAGAACAGAAGCAAUCGAUUCGUCGAAUUAUUGAUUCAAUUGACGCUGCCGAUGAAGACUACUGUGCUCAUGAGUUCAAUGUGCUUCGUUGGCUCGUCGCGUACGGCAACGACGAACAGGAAGCAGCCAAGGCGCUCAAACGCCAUCUAAACAUCCGAAAAACCAUCGAUCUUGACAAUUUUGUGCACAGGAAGGAUUUGGAAGAAGACGAGCUCAAUAACUACGUGCCUAUCGAUGUUAUCGGGCAGAAUCAUCCAGAAGACAAUAAGAUUUUCAUGUUUGAGAAGACGGGAAAAAUCGAUAUCAGCGGCCUAGUUGAUAAUGUGUUGAUGCACAAAUUCAUGCAAAUCAAACUAAAAAUGAUGGAAGACGUCCAUCAAAAAGUGGUGGCCGCCGAGCGGCGAAGCGGAAAACAAAGCGGCGGAGUGUUCGUGAUGGAUUUGCGCGAGUUGAGCUUCAGCGCCAAACUCAUUUCGGUGCUGACGGGACCAUAUCGAAUAAUGUGGGGCACUUUGUUCGACCACUACCCGCAACUUUUGCAGAAAAUCAUCAUCGUAAAUGCGCCAUCUUUCGUGAAUGUCCUUCAUCAAGCAUGUUCGCCGUUUCUACCGGCCGAUUACCGGGAGAAAAUCGUGAUCACGUCGGAAUGUGCGGAGGAGACCAUCAAAAAGUAUGUUCAUCGUUCGAUGCUUCCAGCCGAUCUUGGCGGCGAUCUUAUUCAUAAUAUCUCGACACCAUUGACGCCAUUUCCCAAAACGACGUCGCCGAAAAUUGACAUGGUGCCGGUCAAUAUUCCAGCAGGAAAAUAUACAAUUCAGAAAUUUGAGUGGAAAUCCGGCGAUGAGAUCGAAUUCUUUUUGCAUAAUGAUAGCUCUUUUCAUUAUUUCAUGUUUCAUAGUGAAGAAGACACGACCGAUUCUGAGAAGUGGAGAGAAAUGACGGUUGGCUGCGAACGUCCAGCGUUGUGCAAAAUCGAUUCGUGGAAAUGGAGGGUCCCGUGUGACGGAUUCUUCUAUAUUCGCUAUGGCAACCAUAAUUCUUGGUAUUUCUCGGUGACCGUCAACACAAAUCAUUUCCUUCAUACGGAAAAUGAGAAAAUCGCUUUGAAACCAAUUGAAACUUUUGUUUUAUGA